Messenger RNA from Prunus armeniaca (apricot), 561 nucleotides. The record is from the annotation of a GenBank genome assembly. Lineage: Eukaryota; Viridiplantae; Streptophyta; Magnoliopsida; Rosales; Rosaceae.
AUGGACAUGGGGUUCCAAGGGCAUGCGUAUACUUGGAAAGGGCGCAGAGCUGAAGGGGUGUUGAUCCAAGAGCACCUUGAUAGAGGGCUGAUAAACUCUAGUUGGCAGGAGGUUUGGCCAUGCUCUGUUGCAAUUCAUUUCCUAGAUGUGGGUUUUGACCAUUGUCCCAUUCUCAUUUUAACUGAAGGAAGACAGGAAAAGGUUUCUCGUCCAUUCAAAUUCGAAGCUUACUGGGUUUUUGACCCAAAAUGUGGAAAGGAAGAAAAUGAGAGAAGAAUUGAGCAGAUAAAAAUUGAGCUAAAUGAGACAUGGGGGCAAGAAGAGAGUUUUUGGAAACAGAGAUUGAGGAUCCAAUGGUCGAAGGAAGGAGAUUCCAAUACUGUGUUCUUUCACCAUAGUACUCUCCAACGAAGAAGGAGAAACAGAGUGAGCAAGAUUAAAGGUGUGGAUGGGGUAUGGGGGGAAAAUGAUAGUCAGGUUCGAAAGGCUUUUGAAGACUAUUUCAAAGACCUUUUUUUUGCUGGGGAAGAAGAGUUUUGGGGGACAUUCUUGCUUUUAUAA